Molecule: messenger RNA, 1008 nt
Organism: Candidozyma duobushaemuli
Lineage: Eukaryota; Fungi; Ascomycota; Pichiomycetes; Serinales; Metschnikowiaceae
Gene: ADO1
Product: adenosine kinase
Exons: 2
Coding region: 1-1008 (335 amino acids)
Biological process (GO): purine ribonucleoside salvage
Cellular component (GO): cytosol; nucleus
Molecular function (GO): adenosine kinase activity
Source: RefSeq, a predicted model, not a curated record
AUGCUGUACCCUUUGGUUUGUCUCGGUAACCCCCUUUUGGAUUUGCAGGUCGACGUCGACGCUGAAUAUCUUGCUAAAUACGACCUUAAGGCUGACGAUGCCAUUCUCGCCGACGAGAAACACUUGCCCAUCUACAACGAGGCCUUGAACAACAAGUCCUUGAAGUUGGUCGCUGGAGGUGCUGCUCAAAACGCCGCCAGAGGCGCCCAGUACAUCUUGCCACCCAAGUCUGUGGUCUACUUCGGCUCUGUCGGUAAGGACGUCUACGCCAAGCAGUUGCACGAAGCCAACGAGCAGUACGGCUUGAGAACCGAGUACCAGGUCCAGGAGGACCACGCUACCGGUAAGUGUGCUGCUUUGAUCAGUGGUCACCACCGUUCGUUGGUCACCGACUUGGCUGCUGCCAACCACUUCAAGGCUGCUCACUUGCAGAAGCCAGAAAACUGGGCCUUGGUUGAACAGGCCAAGUACUUCUACAUUGGAGGCUUCCACUUGACCGUGUCGCCCGAGGCCAUUGAGUUGCUUGGUAAGCACGCUGCCGAGAACAACAAGUUCUUCAAGGACCCAUUGGACCGUUCUCUUCCUUACGUGGACUACGUGAUUGCCAACGAGUCCGAGGCUGCUGCCUACGCCGAGUCUCACGACCUUGCCGACAUCAAGGAUGACAUUGUGGCCAUUGCCAAGGCUGUCGCCAAGUUGCCCAAGGCCAACUCCAAGAGACUGAGAGUCGUCACUUUCACCCACGGCACUGAGCCCACCGUUACCGUCACCUACAACGCCGAGGCCGACUCCUUCGACGUCAAGGAGUACCCUGUCAGACCCUUGCAGGAGGGUUCUGUGGUGGACACCAACGGUGCUGGAGAUGCCUUUGCUGCUGGAUUCUUGGCCUCUUUGGUUGAGGAGAAGUCCUUGGAGGAGUCCGUCAAGGUUGGCCAGUGGGCUGCUUCCUUGUCCAUCCAGCAGGUGGGCCCAACUUUCCCAUUCCCUAAGCAGACUUACAGCGCUUAA